Centruroides sculpturatus (bark scorpion) is the source of this 12862-nucleotide messenger RNA. Its product is annotated as DNA-dependent protein kinase catalytic subunit-like. The transcript has a single exon. Gene Ontology annotation, biological process: double-strand break repair via nonhomologous end joining; intrinsic apoptotic signaling pathway in response to DNA damage; telomere maintenance. The record is from RefSeq and is a predicted model, not a curated record. Gene Ontology annotation, molecular function: protein binding; DNA-dependent protein kinase activity. Bases 94 to 12372 code for a protein of 4092 amino acids. Gene Ontology annotation, cellular component: nucleus. NCBI's taxonomy places the organism in Eukaryota, Metazoa, Arthropoda, Arachnida, Scorpiones, Buthidae.
UCCGCCAAAAUGAAAUUUGUUGACCAAGUUCUCGUAGUGUCAGUCAAUUUCGAGUUAAUUUAGAAGUGACACGCCUAAGUUUUAAUAUUAAAAAUGAACGAAAUUACGAAUAGUCUUCACGAAAAUAUUUUGAAGUUAAAUGACUUUAUAAAAUAUCAGAAAGAUGAAGGACAUUCAAGUAUUUACGUAAUUAAAGACAUCAGUGAAAUUUGUUUGCGUGGUACUUUAUCAGAAAAAGAUCGUAGUUAUGUCUGUUCGUUGAUUUUGAGAAAAGAAGAUGGAUUUUUACAUUUCUUAGAAGAAGCUGUUAAUACACCUUCGUUGAAAGAUAGUUUGAUUGAAGCUCUCCAAUUUUUAAAUUUGUUUCUUAUUAAUAUAGGAAAUAAAGUAGUUCAGUAUGGAAUUACGGUCAAAGAUGUCGUAUUUUCAAUUUUUCUUCGAAAUCAGUUAGCCAAAGUAAAGAUUUUAGCUUUAUCUGCACUGAUAAAAGUGUUAGAAUUGUGCAGUGGUGCGAUUUCGUCGGAACAAUUUAAUCUCCAAAAAAUAGUUAAUAAAAUUAUUGAAUAUUUGGCUCAGGCAUCUUCAAAAAUAACACCUACUGUAAAGCAACAAGCUUAUUACCUUUUAGGAAUUUCCUCACGUCAUUAUCCCGAUUGUAUGCAGUUGUGUUCGGAACGAUUAUUAAAUUGGUACUUAAAGGAUUUAAAAUUUCAUACAACAUCCAAUCAAAAAUCUGAAAGUAGUAUUAUUGUUGGUUGUCUUCAAGGACUCAAUGAAUUUAUGUAUCAGUUUCCUCUUCAAGAUACCGAAGAUACAGAAAAAGCUUACCAGUUAUUUAAAUUUAUACGUAUAAUCUUGUCGAAACGUGAUGUUAAAACAUAUGAUAUGGCUAAAGCAUCUCUAACGUUGCUUUCGUCACAUGCUUCACUUUUGGCACAAUUUCUAUACGAGGACAGUAUGAACAUUUACAAAAUCAUAGAAAUUUGGACAAAUCAUUCUAAUAGGGAAGUUAGGUCUUUAGGUUAUAAUGCUCUUGAUGCAGUAUUUAAACAGAUUUCUGAUAUGUUGGAACAAAAUUAUGAAGAUUCUUGUAAAGCUGAAAUAUUUAAAUUUUUUAUAGAAAAAUUUCAGUUAAUGAUAAAAUGUUCUGAGAAUAUUCGUAGAGUUUCUACAGCCAUUCGAGGGUUUGGAUAUUUUGCAAAAGUUUGUAAAUUAUAUUUGACUGAAAAGGAUGUAAAGUAUAUGCUUAAUGAUGUAAUUAAGAAAAGUGAACAACAUUGUUUAAAUGAGGAGAAAAUAUUAGAUGAACGAAUUCAAAUUUUACCAAGUUUUCUAGAUUCAUUGUCAAGUAUUGUUUUACAAUUACAAGAAAUUUCAGAAAGUUCUCUUAAUUAUCUUGAAAAAUUAGCUGUAUUUCAGAUUCAGAAUUUUCCUUAUCUUCCAUCACCUUAUCAUUUUUUAUGCUAUAAUUCUUUAAUCAAAUUAUUUUUGGCUGUACAUUCUAAAGGUCCACAAUUCAAAGGAUUCUUAAAUAAAAUUAUUUAUCAAGGAAUUAUAAGAACUUGCUCAUAUCCUGUAAGGUUUGAAAUUGAGGCAAGAGAAGAAAAUAUGAGUGGAGAUAAUUUAGAACUAAAAAAUCCUAGAGAGAUAACAAGUAAAAGUUACAGUUCCUUAUGGGAAAAUCUUCUUUACAUUGUAAGAAAUAAAGAAUUAAAUCAUAUUGGCAUUUCAUUGGAAGAUCGACAUAAUCUCCUUCAAUUAAUAUAUGAUGAAAUUAUUUCAGUAGUACUUACUCUACUGAAGAAACUAGACCUAGCAACUACUCAUUCUAUGCAAGAUAGUGAGAUAAAAGAUAGUAACUUGAAACAGUUUGAGACUUCUGAAUUAUACAGCACAGUAUCUGAUCCAUUUUAUGGUUUACAGCUGAGUAAACCAAAAGAUUUUAGAGUUUUCAUGAAUAUUGUUGAUUUUUGCAAGGAUUUAUUUAUAUCAAAACAUAAUGAAUUAUUUGAAAAGUGGAUUCUCAUUUUUGGGUUAGAAAUUAUUCAAUUUAUAAACAAAAAUCCAUACAUUAGUGGAUUUUAUAAAUUAAUAACUGUAUGUCUAACAAUAUGUAAGAAAACAAGAUAUUUCCAGCAUGUUAAGAAAUUAAAAACAAAGGAAGAAAUAAGUAUGUCAGAGAAAGAUUGUUUGAUAGCUUUUGAAUUAUUUGCUAAAUUCUCAAGAGAAGUUGUUAUAUAUUUGCAACAAUUCAAAGAUGAACUUCUUGCAUCAUGUAUAGAAGUUAUUCUUUCAUUGCCAACUGAAAUUGUGGAGUCAGAAAUCAAUAUUUUAAUUCCUGCAGUACAGAUUUCUCUUCAGUUGGGUCUUAGUUAUCUGCCGUUAGCAAUGUCUUGUUUAGAUGCUUUAGAAACGUGGUUAUAUUCUUUACCUUCUGAAUUGUUAAAAGAGCAUUAUUGCAAACUAUUACCAAGUUUGAAUGACUAUUUCUUAGCAAGUGAUAAUAUUUCACUUCAGCCUUUAAAAAAUAUUCAUACAUUUACCAAGCAGUCUUUAGUUGUAAAGAAAAAAUUACCUUUAAAAAUUAGUCAAUAUAAAAAAAUAAAACAAACUGAUUUACAUGAAUCUGAAUUAAUUAAAGUACAGCAUCGAAUUUUAAGAUUUUUAGGAUCUGUUGGCAAUCAAUAUAAUUUUGCAAUGAUAUCUGCUGAUAAAAUAAAGAUACACGAAGUUGCUGUAGCAUGGGAUAUUAAUAAGCAGAAUCAUUUAAAAUUUUACUUACCUUUCAUUGAUGUAAAGUUAGAAAUAUUUUUAGAUAAAUUUCUCCCACGAAUUGUGACACUUUCAACAACAGCAAGUCAAAGACAAACAAAAGUUGCUGCUUGUGAAUUGUUACAUGCUGUUGUGACAUUUAUGGUUGGUUGUGGAGCACAACAACAACCUGAAUUGCAAGCAAUAUAUUCAAUGAAAAAAUUGUACAAAAAUGUAUUACCUGCAUUACUUCAACUGGCAUGUGAUGUUGAUGAAGUUGCUAGAAAGCUGUUUGAACCUUUCACUUUUCAAUUAAUUCACUGGUUUACAACAAAAAGAAUGAUAAAUAGUGAUGAAACAAAACAGUUUGUUCAGGUUAUUUGGGAUGGAUUGGUUCAGUCUAAAGAUGCAGUAUUCAGAGAUUUCAGUGCACGCUGUCUUAAAGAAUUUGUACAGUGGUCAAUCAAGCAAACUUCAGUAAGAGAACAAGAAGAAAACCCCAUUGGAAUGAAUGUUGUUUUGAAUUGUUUGUAUAAUUACAGUCUACAUCCUAAUCCAUACAAAAGGUUAGGAGCAGCAUUAGCAUUUAAUAGUAUAUAUACAAUUUUUAGAGAAGAAGAAUCUCUUGUUGAUAAAUUUACUUUAGAAAUAGCAGUUCAUUUUAUAGAAAGUCUUGCUAUUGCUCAUUAUGAUGAUAAAAUUUUAGGAACUCAAGACAAAUGUAAACAAGCUCUAAAUCAUUUAGAAAGAAUAAUGGAGGUAAAAGCAAAACUUUUAAGUAAGACAUCAAAGAAAAGAAGACCAUUAAGAAAUAUUAAUGAUUCUAUUUUGCCAGAAGUUGUGGAAUGGAUUUUAAAAAAUUGUGGAUGUUUGCAGACUGAAUGUAGACAUAAAUGCAUGGAACUUGUAUUUCAAUUAGCACCAUGUUUAUCAGGUUUUAAUGGAUGUAAAGAUUAUUUUUCUCAUUUAUUAGAAACAAAAGGAAAAAAAUUCUUUUUGAAUUGUUUUGAAUCAGAAAUGUCAAAUACUGUACCAAGCUUUAAUCAAAAUGAUGGACUAAAACCAAUUAUUAAUUGGUUAGAAGGUCUACAUACAAUGCUUGAUUGUUAUUAUUGGGUAUUUGGUCAAAGUGUUUUGAAGUUAUCAGAUAUUUUCAAUGAUGCAAGUAAUAGAGAAUCUAAAUUUUUUCCUUCUAUUGAAUUUUUUUUAAAAACUCUAUGCAUUGAUUUUGAUCAGCGAGUUCAAGCAUUUUUCACUCAUGAAUCUGUUAAAAAGCAAAUAUUCUCACCCAAAGAAAAAGAUGAAUAUUUAAGAUUAAAUUGCUUUAUUAUUGUAAGAUUAAUAAAUUUUGUAACUACAAUAGUUGAAAAUUAUCACUUACAAUUAAAUACAAUUCCAUCAACAUUCUGGAGCAUAAAUUUUUGGAACUGUAUUUAUUCUUCAGUUCUUAAUCCAAAAUUUCUUGGAUUUGACAUGACAGAUACUUAUAUCUUUAAUCAAUUUCCUAAAGAAACAAGAACGUUAUUGAAAGUAUUCUAUGAAUAUAUGCCAAAACCUUUAUAUAAUAAUUUUAAUGAGCAUCUUUAUGAAUAUCUUGAAUCCAAAUGCAAUAUAUAUAAUCUAUUUCCAUUAAACUUGAAUGAUAAGGAUUUGAAGAUUCUGGAAAUUCAAGAAAUGUUAUUAGGUUAUGAACAGUUAAUUGAAAACAAACUUUGGCCAAAACAAAAUUGUAAUAAAUCCAAAAAAUUGGCUUGUGAUAUGUUAUCAUCUGUUUGGGAGAGCUGUAUUUUAGAAACUGAAAUUGGCUGUUGUAUUCCUAUAUUAAAUCCAUCUGUCUUAAAUUUUGGAAAAAAAAUGUUGACAGUAGCAUUAAAAUUAGAUAUUUCAAGUGAAGAUCUCUUGAAAAAAUUAUUAGAUGAGCAACAGUUGUAUGUGUCAAAUCUUAAAACUAAAACAAGAAGAGGUCUCAUUAUGUUUUCUACUUAUCAACAAGAAAUUUCACUAUUUGCUGGUAUAAAUUCAAAACACUUCAUUUCUUCUUUAAUGAAUAAUAUCAAUAAAUCAAAAACAACUGUUCUUAAAAUUUUAGUAGGAAUUCUUGAUUCUAUUGGAAAAGUAAAAGAAUUUAGAUAUAGAUAUGGUAAAGAUAUAAUAAAUAGUAUAAUGUGUCAAUGGUCAAGGUUACAACAGUGUUUAGAAGAAAGCUGUGACAUAGAUCUACAAAAUGAUAUUAUAACAUUAAUUACUAAAAUGUUUUUAAUUGAUUCAUCAUUUAUAAAAGGAAAUGUUAAUUACGAUUCUAAUUCAAUAUUUUUUUCAUUUAUAACAUUACUACAAAAGAGUGAAAUGUCACUAGAAUUUAAAAUAUGUGUUCUUGAUCUUCUCCCAUUCUUCUUAUGUGAUGCAUUUUUGUGUAAAGUACAAGCUGCUCUUAAUGAUUUAUUUACAAAUCAUUUUCCAUUAUAUUCAAGUGAACUGAAACCAGGCAGCUCACAAUAUAAUGACUAUCACUUAGCAUUUACAAAACUCCUAAUAGCUUUAGAAUUAACAGGAAAUGAAAUGCUUUUAAAGUUUGUGAUCCAGAUAAUGUGCAGAGAAUCAACACAUUUAUUAGAAGAGAAUAUUCAAAAAUGUUUAAAAAAGUUAUGCAAGAGAACUGAUUCUAAUAAAGAAAGAUUGAUUGCUGAAGUUCCAUUAAAGAUGUUUCUGGAGGAUGAAUUAUAUCCUAGUGAUAUGAGAAUUCAUAUUAUCGAAAAAGUCUUUCGAGUUAUACUUGGCAUGAUUUCUAAAAUAACAUUAAAAUAUUUCUUUAUAGAUCACAUAAAAGAAAUUAUGCAGAUUGUUAAAAGCAAACGUAAAAGUUCAAAUGAAAUUCAACUUGUUUCUAAAAUUGGUGCAUUUCAACUUAUUGAAAUAUUAUAUACAUAUUUAUCAAAAGAAGAAGUUUCAAAAGAAUCUCAAAUUAACUGCUCUUAUGGAAAAGAACUUACAAGAGAAGCAACAGGAUUUGCUAUUGCUGCAAGAAAGGAAAAUUUGGAAGGUGAAUCAAUAUCAAAAGAGUUCUGCAGAAAAUAUUGUUGUGCAGCUUACAAUGCAGUUAUUGCAAUCAUAUGUUGUACACAAACUGAUUCAAAAUUUUAUUCAACAUUCCUAUUCCAAGAAAAUUUUGCCAAAGGUGAAUAUAUCUGGGAAAAUAUUAUAGAUUUAAAUAAAGAAUACACUUUUCCUAUUGAACUUGAUACCAUAGAAAGAAGAAGAAAAUUUAUUUCUGUUCGACAUGAAAAUAGAGAAUUAAAUUCCAAUAAAACUCUAAAUUUUGCUUCAUCUUUAAAAUAUGCACCAUCACAAUAUUUAUCUGAUAGUAGUCUUAGUGAUGAUGUUAGCCAGUUUGAUUUUAGUUCUUCAGAAUUAGCAUUUUCUCAAGAUAUGAAAAAUAAAAAUAGAAAAGAAGAAAUAGAUUCAAACCCAAGUAAUGAAGCAAAAGAUGAUGAUUUAGUUUCAAACAUUACAGUCGAAUUAGAAAUUGAUGAUUUGAAUCAGCACGAAUGUAUGAAUUCUCUCACCAUGCUUGUACAACAUAUGGAAAAAAUUCAAUUAUUAUCUUCUUCACCUAAAGAAAUACCAAAAUGGUUAGAUAAUUUAUGCAAGAAAUUAGAAGAUUAUUCAGUUCAUAGAAAUAUCAAACUUUUUUUAACUAAAUUAUUCAUAAACAAUGCAGAAAUUUUUAAACCUUAUGCAGUAUUUCUUUUGCAACCAUUAAUUAAUUUAAUUUUGAAUGCAACUUUCGGAAGGGAAAUAAAUUACUUCAUCCUUGACUUAAUGGUUGUAUUGUUGUCUUGGUCUUCAAUAGCAAUUCCUGAAGAUUCCUCUAUAGGUCGACAUGCAGCAAGUGGACUUCUAGAAUUUUUAAUGAGUAAAUGUUUUCAUAUACGUAAGGAUGUUUUCCGAAAUAAUUUAGAAAUGAUAAAAACAGUUGUACAAUGUUGGAAAGAACGACUUGAUAUUCCAACAUAUAUUAUUUUUGAAAGUAUGAGAAAUCUAGAUACAAAAGUAAAAGAUAAUAUUGUUGGAAUUCAAUUAUUUGGAAUUGUAGUGUCAAAUGGAUUAGAUCCUUAUCAAAAUACAUCUAGAAUAGAUAAAAUAAGCUAUUUAAAAACAUUAACUGUAAACCUGAAAAACAAAUAUAAAGAAAUUUAUGAAUCAGCAUCAGAAGUUUGUGGUAUGAGCAUGAAAUAUUAUUUUGAUAAAGAUGAUGAUGUUUAUAGUGAAUUCUGUAAAAUAGUAAAAACUGAAAUCUCUUCAUUGAAUGCAAAGGAUCAAUAUUUGACUUGUCUUUAUAAAAUUAAUACUCACUUUCCAAUAUUUAUUGAUAGUUCAUUCUUGAAUAAAAUAUUAUAUAUGUUGCCUAAUGUGCAUGGUAUAUUUAGAAAACAAAUCCUUGAAAUCAUAAAUUCUCAUGUUGAAAAUAUUGAAAAUGCUUUUGCAGAACUUAAAAAUCAAGGACUUUUGAAUAUGUUAGAACAUAGAGAUGAAUCGAUUCAAUUCAGUUCAUUAAAUAUAAUUCAAAAAUUAUUAAAAGAAUUAGAUAUUGACAAAAUGCUUAAUGUAUUUCCAAUAAUCUCUAAAGUUCAUAAGAGUGCUGAAACAAUUUGUCGCAAAGUGAUGUAUGAAAUAAUGAUGCAUGCUUAUGAGAAAUUUAACACAAAAAAUGGGAUAAAAGAAAAAGAAAUUAGUAGAUAUGCAAAAGAAAUGCUUUUGCAUGGUCUUGCUGAUUCUGAUUUAACACUUCGGCUUACUGUUCAUAAUUUUUGGAGUCAAAAUAAUCAUUUGCCAGCUGAGACUUUUUCCAGAAUUAAAGCAGUUCUACAGAAAAUGUAUUCUCCAGAAAUUGAACACAUGUUUCUUCAAUAUUCAACAUUUCUUUUAAUGGAGAUGACUUCAAAAAGUCCUGAUUAUAAUCUAAAAAUCUUUCAAAAUCCACUAUCUACGUGUGCAUUUCAAAAUUAUGCUAUAUCGUCAUCAUGGAAGAAACGUCAUGCUACUUUAACACCUUGGUUUGUUGAUUCUCUGUCAUCUGCUGCUAGUUUUUCUGAUACGAGUGUAAAAAAUAUAGAUGAACAGAUCAGAUCUACCGUAGAUGUCAGAGAAUUUGAUCCUACACAAGAUCAAGCAUCCAAGAAAGCAUUUAAUUGGUUGACUCAAACUUCAAUUGAUACUUUGGGUGAUUGGGGAUCUUCAUCCACAUCGUCAUCAUUACUUUUCACUAUUGGAAGUGAUACAAAAAAAAUUCCAAACAUAGAUGAAAAUAACAGAAAUUCAAACCAAGAUACAUCCAAAAACAAAAUAGAGAAACUUUCAUCAUCUAAUACAUUUCAUUUGAGAAGAAGAUUUUUGAAAGAUAGAGAGAAGUCCAGAUUACAUUUUAUUCGAAUGGAAAUGAGAAAACAACAGUUAAGACAGGAAAGAGAAAAAGAGCAGAAAAAGCAGAGAGAAGGUCAAGUCACAAUUUAUCGGCAGUAUCGUAUAGGAGAUUUACCUGAUAUUGAAAUAAACUAUUCAUCUAUAAUUGUUCCACUUCAGGCUCUUGCACAACAUGAUGAUGAAAUUUGUAGAAUGCUUUUCCAAUCAUUAAUAUUAUCUGUUUGUUGUUACAUGAAAAGUAAUCAAGUGACAGAAUAUUCAGAAUUUUGUAGAAGCUUAUCAAGUGCAUUGAAUGAAAUUUUAAAGAAAAGUGUACAUUAUCAUCCUCAACUUGUUGCUUUUUGUUAUGAAUGUUUAAACUGUGAUGUGAAAGAAAUGGAUAUUGAUUAUGAGCAAAUUUGUACAGCAUCACAAGCUAGUCAUAAACAAAGUCUUGGAAUAUUACUUUUAGAAGAUCAUCUUAUUUGUUACAAUAACUUUAAAUCUAGCAAUCCUGCAAAAAGAAUAAAAUUAAAUAAACCUUUAAUUUCUGAUGAAUUAUCUAUAUGGCUUAAAAUGGCAGAAAUUUAUAAAUCCUUAAGUGAUUAUGAUUCUGUUCAUGGAAUAUUCAGUAAUUCAUUGAAUAUUCAAGAAGAAACUAAGCAAGCAUUAGAAUUUGAAUCAAGAGGAGAGUAUUUGUUGGCUGUGAAAAUUUAUAGUAAACUCUAUGAUCAAACUGAAUGGUCUGCUGAAGAGCCAAAUCAAGCAGAAAUUGAUUUAUGGGACAAUGCAAUACUUCAGUGUUAUGAUUACUUAACUCAAUGGGAUCUUCUUCAGUUAAGUAUAAUAAACCGUCUUGAUGAAAAUCAGAAACAGCCAAACUUAAAUAAAAUUUGGGAAGAACCAUAUUAUCAAGAGAAUUAUUUACCAUUUUUAAUCAAAUCCAAAUUAAAAUUGUUAAUAGAAAAUAGAAAUGAUCAGUCGUUACUUUGUUUUAUUGAUUCUGCUCUGAAAGAAGAAAAUAAAAAGAAAUAUUUAGAAGAAAACUUUUCUGAAGAAUUAGCAUUAUUAUAUAUUAUCCAAGAAAAUUAUGAUCGUGCUCAGUAUUAUUCUCAGUUAUGUCUUCAGGACUUUUUAAAAGAAUGGUCCAGCCUUAAUGUUUUGAUGCCUAUUAUUAGGAAAACAAAAUUGCAGUCUCUGCAGAAACAUAUUGAACUGCAAGAAUUUUUAAAUUUUAUAGACACUUAUAGAAAUAUUGAUGAAUAUCAUUUCAAAAACCUUACAGAUAGAUGGCUGAAGAGAUAUCCUGAUAUAUUUGAUUCUGUUAAUAUUUGGGAUGAUAUAAUUAUGAACAGAUCACUCUAUAUGGAAAAAAUUGUAAGUAAGUUGCAAGAAACAAAUAAUCAAUCCACAAGUUUCAGUUUAGAAGAAAGUAUGGAUACUUCAAUUGUCGAUAGUGAACCAAACUCAUAUUUUGAUAGUGAAAAGUUUUUAAAAGAACAAAGAUUAAAAAUGAAAUUAAAAUUUGUAGAAGCUGCAUUGUUGCAGGGAAACUUACAAGUAGCAGUUAAACAUCUCAAAUGGUCACAACAAAUAGCAAAGGAACUAAAAGCUGAUCAUCACUGGAUAAAUUGCAUACAUUUAUAUUGUAAAAUAGAUUUAAAGAAAGCUAAGAAUCAGAAUUAUCCUGAACAAUUAGAUACUUUACUUUGUGCUCAUAAACAAUUAGCUAAAUUGGAUCUUCAUUUUCCAAAAAAAUUAGAUGUUUCCACAAUGAACCAUUAUUUACUACAAAGUGAAAUUAUAGAAAUGGCUGCAGAUAUUGUAAAGUAUAAUGAUGUUCAUGCUGAGAAAAUUCAAGAAUUAACAGACACUUUUUCCAUUCAGUCAAAGUCCAAAUUAGAAAUUGAUUUGUUUUGUAAGAAUUAUGAAUAUAAAUGCAGAGCAAUUGAUAUAAUCCAAGAGGUUGAACAAAAAAUGAUUGAAUUUGAUCAGGCUACAAUUGGAGAAACAUAUUUUAAAUUUGCAAAUUACUGUAAUAAAAUUUUAAGAAUGCAAGAAGAAGAAGAAAAGACAUUAUCAUUAUCAUUUGAAACUUACCCUUCAGUUUUAACAAACUCUCUACUCAAUGCUCUUAAAAAUGGCAAUUUAAAUGCAAUUAAAUUAUUCCCUCGAUUAUUACAAAUUAUUGAAGUAUAUCCUGAUACUAUUCCUGAAUUUAUUGCAAAGUCAAAAGUUGUUCCUUGUUGGAUGUUUUUAUCUUGGAUUAAUCAACUACUUACAUUGUUAGAUAAACCAGAAGCUACUGCAGUUCAGUAUAUUAUAAAAGAAAUAGGAACUAACUUUCCAAAUGCAUUAGUAUAUCCAUUUAAACUGAGCUAUGAAAUGUAUAAAUUUCCUGAUACUUUGCAAGGAAAGGAAAACAAAGAAUUUGUAAUGAAAUUGAAAUCUUCAUUAAGUCAAUUGAAAUUAGUUGAUGAAUUUGUAAAUGCUCUAGAUUCUCUGUCUGUACCAGAAUUACUCUAUAAGGAAUACUUUAAAGAAAUACUUCAAAUGAAAAAAGAUAAAGGUGAUAAAAAUGAAAUAGUGAAAUUGUAUAAAAAAUUAUGCCAUGAACUUUUUAAUUAUAAUCCUAGAGACAAAAUGAAAGAAAGAAAACUACAUUUAAAAGUUGCAAAGGUUUGUGGUUCUGUUGUGUUUUCUGAAUUUGGAAAAGAUGGAAAUAAAUUAAUAUCAAUGCCACUAAAAGAAGCUAGUGUAAAAUAUGAAACUUUAUUAAAAAAAAUAACAACAAUGUCUGAAAUGAAUAAAGAAGCUAAACUUAGAGAUUUUUCAGAUUGGUUAAGUGAAUUCCAUUCAAUAAAAUAUUCUGAGGAUAUUGAAAUACCAGGACAGUAUACUGGGAAAAGAAAACCAAUUCCUGAACAUCAUGUAAAGAUUUGUAAUUUUGAUCAAAAGGUUGAUAUUUUGUCAUCUCUUACCAAACCUCGUUGCUUGACAAUACGUGGCAAUGAUCAAAAAGAUUAUAAAUUCUUAGUAAAAUCUGGAGAGGAUCUUAGACAAGAUAGUCGUAUUGAACAACUUUUUGAUGUAAUGAAUGAUAUUUAUCAAUGUAAUGCCAUUUGUUUCCAAAACAAGUUAAAGUUAGAAACAUACCAAGUGAUUCCUCUGACCACAAAAAUUGGCCUUAUUGAGUGGGUUGAUAACACAAAUGUCUUAGGAUCUUUCCUGAAAGAUGCAAUGACUGAUAAAGAGAAAGAAUCAUUUCGGGAAUCGGAUCCAAAAAUGACAUUUUAUAAAUUUUUACUUUCAAAAACAAACAGCAGAGAUAAAAGUAUACCAUUACUUUAUGAAAAUAUUUACAAAAUUGCAGACACAGAAGUUAAUAAAAAAUUCACCGAAUGUAUAAAUAUGAUUCCUUGGGAUUUGUUCAGACGAGCAUUUUUGAAAUUUAGUUCAUCUUUAGAGGCAUUUGUUAUUCUUAGAUAUAAUUUUAUCACUUCUCAUGCAGUUCUAUGUAUAUCCCAAUGGCUAUUGGGAAUUGGUGAUAGACAUACAGGAAAUUUUUUAGUUAGCACUACUACUGGCAUUGAAGUUGGAAUCGAUUUUGGUCAUGCUUUUGGAACUGCAACACAAUUUUUGCCUAUUCCAGAACUUGUACCUUUUCGUUUAACUAAUCAAUAUCUUAAUUUAAUGUUACCUUUGAAGGAGAAAGGUGUAAUUGAAGCUACUAUGAUUUCUGCAUUAAGUGCUUUAAGAGAUAAUGCUGAUAUACUGUUGAAUACAAUGGACAUUUUCAUUAAAGAACCUACAGUAAACUGGCAGGAAAAUGCAUUAAAACAAAAGAGAAUUAUUGGAAAAGUUGAUGAAAAUGUUGAUAGUGACAUAAAUAUUUAUCCUGGCAAUACUGAAAGUGAUGAUCCCAAUCAUUCUGAAUGUGAUUUUAACUGGUACCCCAAACAGCGCAUUUUGUUUGCAAAGCGAAAACUCGAAGGAAUUAAUCCAUGUUAUAUCACAAAAGAGGAACUGAGAUUGGGUCAUUCAAACAAACCUAUUUUUCAACGUUUAACAGAUGUGUGUCUUGGAGAUAGAAAAUCACUUCGUCAAAAUCUACCUAAGAAUGGUUUGAGUGUGAAACAACAAGUCAAAUCAUUAAUUGAUCAAGCCACAGAUUCAGGUAUACUGAGUCGAAUUUAUUUUGGAUGGGAUCCUUGGUUUUAAAUAAUUCUACUUUAUAAAAUAUUUAAACUUUUAUAAUUUUAUAUAUAAAGUUUUGUUCUAUUUGUUCUUAGUAAAUGAAACAAAUUGUAAAAUUUAUAAUUAAGAAGCAUACUAAAUUUUCUACAUUAGUUUUUCUAUUAAUGUGUUUUACUGUUAAUAGUUUUGAAAAGUUCACCAAGAUUCUCUCCAGAAAAGGCUGACAAUUUAUAUAUAACUUACUUUAGUAUUAAAUAUUUACAUUUGAUUGUAUUAUAUUUAAAUUUUAUUUUGUAAUUAAAUCAUUGAAAGUUUUCAUAUAUCAAUAAUAGGCAGGAGCAAGUUUCUGUCAGUUAUUUAUAUUAUUAUAAAUGUCAGACUGAAGUAUUUCAUUACACAUUAAAUGUUACUGAAACAUUUUAAUCAGUAGAAAUUUUGGUAAAAAUAAUAAUUAUAUUUUGUAUAUUUUAAUUGUUCAGAUCCUGUAAAUUUUGUAAGACAAAGUUGAUAUGUA